ACCUACGACUACGUCAACACGCACACGCCUGAACCAGCGCGAGCAUGAAAUUCUUUGGUCCCUGCUUGUCAGGUUUGUUAAAACUCAAUUAUGGGAAAUAUUUAUGUCCGAGUUUAAGCUCAAAGGAUAUAAUGAUCAUAAGGGAACCGUUUACAAUAAAAUAUAUAUAAAAUUUGCUAUUUUAGACUCUUUUAAUUUUAAUAAAGACGUCUUUGUAGCCGAUAUUUAUUACAUUUGUUUAAAAACUGCUUCAUAAAGCAUAAAGAUUUCUGCAAUAGGCCUGAUUAGGCUGUAAUACGGAAAAUAUAAAUUUGCUUUUGAAUUUUUAUCCAAAAAACUUACAAUGCAUUCAAGGUAUAGCUUAGCAUAUUUUAUCAGCAAGUGUGCUUGCUGAGAAUCAAACCUGUUUCUUUUGCCCUGCUAACACAUACCAUUUGAGCAACAGGAACAUGAUAUUUAAUAGGUUUCUAUCAGAGGUGUAUAUUUAGGCUACAUCACUUUAAGCAUUUUGGCAGAUGCUUUGAAGCAACUAUCAGCAUGUUGCAAGGCAAAAACAUAGUAUGUAUGUUCCCUGCUUGAACCCAUGACUAUAUGCACCGCUAAUGCAAUGAUCUACUACUGAGCUUACAGGGUGUAACUGUUCCCUUUACGUAGGUGUUAUGCCUACUACCACAGACAAACAAGAAUGUCAUAGAAAUUACGUUGACAUGCAAACUUUAAACUAAAAGGCCUCCUACCCUCAAACCAGAGGCCUUCUUGCUGGGAGACAAAAUUGCUACCCCCUUUUAGGAAAACAUGUGCAGAUAUCAAUCUACCAAAAUGGGCUUUUAUAAUACCAGGCAUGUUUUUAUAUCACCAAAAUGAAACCACAGACGUCCACAGACUUUUAGGUAAAUUAAAAGAAGAAUGCCAGGAACACUCUACCAUCUUCAUAUAGAUUAAUGAUACUCAGUAUUAGUGAUUUACUCUUGUCCCAACAUGGCCAUUCUUAUAACAAUGUGAUUGAUAUGUGGUCGUUGGCCCUGAAGACGCCUCGGAUCAUCAGUCGAACCUGUCACAGACCUUUUUCAGAUAUGGCUGUCUGACAACACGUACAGCGUCAUACUUUGAUUUACAGUGAUGACACAUCUUCGCGUCUCCACACCUGAUUAUAAGUGACCCUUCUGAUGGACCUUCAGCAUUAAGCUGUUCGGUCAGGUACAAGCGAAUAGAUCGUGUCCAAUUCCUCUGUGCCAUGGACGUAGUACCUUCAGGAAGUUUCUUUCCACGACUCCUUGCUUUAAUUCUUCUGAUAAGUGCUCUCGAAGUUCAGACACGAAGUCUCGCAAGUCCAGUGAACCAGGUUUACCAUUUAAAGGAUGAUUCAGAUGUCCAGAGCAAGAUCCUAGCGUAUUUAUUACGCAAAAACAUUCUUCCUGCCAAAGAAGAGGAUGUAAUGGGACUGGAGUUGGCCGGCAAAAUUGCAGAGCUACAUGAGAUUGCAGCCUUACAAGAACAGCUUAAUCUAGAAAGGCAGCUGAUGUCUAACGCAAUAGAAACAGAGAGAUCGAUACCUAAAAAAAGAAAUGACGCCUGUUUCUGGAAAUACUGCGUUUGAGAAUGAAGAUACAGGACUGUGAUCAUCUGCUUCCCAAAAAUGUUCCCUAAGAGCAGAACAUUUUUUAUAUGAAAUUAUAUGUGUCAUGAUAAUUAUGAUGUAGUCAUAAUGUAUUUAUGUAUCUAUUACAUAUAUAUGUACUGCUAUGAAAGUAAUGUAUUUUAUGUAAAUGUUAUAUUAAUAAAACAUUAACAGAAUUUUUUUGACUUUGCUCUUUAAUAUCAUUGUGCAAUAUAGUAUCCAACAUAAUCACAUAAUUAUGCAUGGAUUUUACUACAUUUAGUUUCAAAUAGUUGUAUAAAGCCAAAGGUUCUUAUUUCCACAUGAAAGAUACAAAAAUGGCUUUACUAAGACCUCUUGUCUCCCUCUAGUGGUUAGACACUGUUUUACAUUACAUUAUUUCAAACAUGCAACAUUGUGCUUAAAGGAAAAUGAAAAUUUUGUCAUUAUUCACCCUCAAGUUGUUACAAACCUGUACACAUUUCUUUGUCCAGCUGACCAUAAAGAAAGAUAUUUGCAGAAGG
This is a messenger RNA of Misgurnus anguillicaudatus (oriental weatherfish), 2121 nucleotides long. RefSeq names its product urotensin 2 domain containing (gene uts2d). Gene Ontology annotation, biological process: blood vessel diameter maintenance; regulation of blood pressure. Gene Ontology annotation, cellular component: extracellular region. Gene Ontology annotation, molecular function: hormone activity. The record is from RefSeq and is a predicted model, not a curated record. NCBI's taxonomy places the organism in Eukaryota, Metazoa, Chordata, Actinopteri, Cypriniformes, Cobitidae.